Messenger RNA from Sardina pilchardus (European sardine), 2298 nucleotides. RefSeq names its product NLR family CARD domain-containing protein 3-like. The record is from RefSeq and is a predicted model, not a curated record. NCBI's taxonomy places the organism in Eukaryota, Metazoa, Chordata, Actinopteri, Clupeiformes, Clupeidae. The annotation marks the transcript as partial. Gene Ontology annotation, biological process: intracellular signal transduction. The transcript has 6 exons. Gene Ontology annotation, molecular function: protein binding.
AAGAUCUACACAGAGCUCUACAUCACAGAGGGAGAGAGUGAAGGGGUGAAUAAUGAGCAUGAGGUUUGGCAGGUAGAGUCAGCAUCCAGGCCACAAACGACAGAGGACACAGCAAUCAACUGCAAUGACAUCUUCAAGCCCUUACCUGGACAGGAGAGACAAAUCAGAACUGUCAUGACCAAGGGCAUUGCUGGCAUUGGAAAAACCGUCUCAGUGCAGAAGUUCAUCCUUGACUGGGCAGAGGAGAAAGCUAACCAGGAUGUAGAUUUCAUGUUUGUUCUUCCGUUCCGUGAGCUGAAUUUGGUCAAACAUGAUCAGUACAGUCUUCACAGGCUCCUGCUUGACUUCCACCCUGAGCUUAGAGAUCUACAGGAUGCUGAAUACAAAGACUGCCACAUUGUGUUAAUCUUUGAUGGUCUGGAUGAGAGUCGACUUCCUCUGAAUUUCCAAGAGAACCAGAAGUUGUCUGAUGUGACACAAACAUCAUCAGUGGAUGUGCUGAUGACGAGCCUCAUUCAGCAAACUCUUCUUUCCUCUGCUCUCCUCUGGAUAACCUCCCGUCCAGCAGCUACCAGUCAGAUCCCUUCUCAGUGCAUCAGUCUGGUGACAGAAGUACGAGGGUUCAAUGACCCACAGAAGGAAGAGUAUUUCAGGAAGAGGAUCAGUGACCAGAGUCAAGCCAACAGAAUCAUCUCACACAUUACGGCAACCAGGAGUCUCCACAUCAUGUGCCACAUGCCAGUCUUCUGUUGGAUAUCAGCCACUGUCCUUCAGCAGAUACUGGAACAGGAUGAUGGGAGAAAAGCCCCAAAAACACUGACUGAAAUGUUCAUACACUUUCUGCUCAUCCAGACCACCAGGAAGAACCAGAAGUAUCAAGAGGAAAGUGAGACAAAUAGACAGAGGCUCCUGGAGUCACACAAGAGUGUCAUAUUGAAAUUGGCAGCGCUGGCUUUCAAGCAUCUGGAGAAUGGCAAUCUCAUGUUCUAUGAGGAAGACCUAAGAGAGUGUGACAUUGAUGUCAGUGAAGCCUCUGUGUACUCUGGCAUGUGCACUGAGAUCUUCAGGGAAGAGUGUGUGUUUUUCCACAAGAAGGUAUACUGCUUUGUCCAUCUGAGCAUCCAAGAGUUUCUUGCUGCACUUCAUUUGUUUGCCUCCUUCUUGAGUAAGAACAUGGAGGUCCUGAAACCUUUUCUUAGAAGAAAGUCCAUGACUUUGCCAGAUUGGCCUCUAGAUGAGCUGCUGAAGAAUGCUGUGAACAAAGCUUUGGAAAGCAAGAAUGGACACCUUGAUUUGUUUGUCCGCUUCCUUCAUGGCAUUUCUCUGGAGUCAAAUCAGAGACUUUUGCUUGGCCUCCUGACACACACACAUAGCAGCCCAGAGAGUGUAAAGAAAACAAUCAAGAACCUGAAGAUGAUGCAGAGACCAAAUAUCUCCCCCGAGAGGUGCAUCAAUCUGUUCCACUGCCUGGUGGAAAUGCAUGACUCUUCUGUUCAUGAUGAAAUCCAGGCUUUCCUGAAGGCAGAGAAAGGUGCCGUGAAACAGCUCACACUGGCUCACUGCUCAGCAUUGGCUCAUGUGCUUCUGAUGUCUGAUGAGGUGCUGGAUGAGUUUGACCUGAGCAAAUACAAAACCUCUCCAGAAGGUCGCAGGAGACUGGUUCCAGCCGUGAGAUGCUGCACAAAGGCUCUACUUGCUGGCUGUAAAUUAACAGAGAAGUCCUGGGAGAUUGUGGCCUCAGCACUGCAGUCUGCAAACUCCCCCUUAAGAGAGCUGGACCUGAGUCAGAAUGACCUGCUUAAGUCAGGAGAAAAACUGGUCUCUGCUCUUCUGAGUCCAAACUGCAAACUGGAGACGCUGAGACUUGUUGGCUGUAAACUGAAAGGGGGAUUUGUGGCUUUGGCUCACAAGGGGGCAAACUCCCACCUAAGAGAGCUGGACAUGAGUGACAGUGAGCUUCAGGACUGUGGAGGAGAACUGCUCCAUCAACCACUGAAUCAAGACUGUAAAGUGAGACUCACCAACUGUAGACUCAAACACAGCUCCUGUGUGGUUGUGGUCUCAGUUCUGGAGUCAUAUAUUUCUCAACUGAGUGAGUUGGACAUGAGUGGCUGUGAUCUGCAAACAUCAGAAGAGAAGCUGCUCUCUGGUCUUAGAGAUCCAAACUGCCAACUUGAAAAACUGAGACUUGUUGGCUGUAAACUGAGAGGAAGAUUUCUGGCCUUGACUCUUCAGUGGGGAAACUCCCACCUAAGAGAGCUGGACAUCAGUGACAGUGAGCUUCAGCACUGUGUGUGA